AUGGAUGAAAAAUUCGAGGUGAAGCACACUCCAACCAACGAUAAUCCCGAACUUGACCCCGAGCAAGUUAUCUUGGAUUCACUUAAAGUCAAUUUGGCAUCUGAUUGGUCAAAGAAAUAUACAGCUGAACCUCACUUGGCUGGAACCAACUAUGGGUUGGUCGAAUGGACCGAAGAAAAGUUUAAAGAGUUUGGUUUUGAAACUACAAUUGACCCGUAUGAGAUUUUGGUGAGUUACCCUAAAGACCACGACUUAAAGCUACUUGAUUCUAAGGGAGAGGUUGUAUACACAGCACCAUUGAAGGAAGACGUCAUCGAUGAAGAUCCAACUACUCACAAUGGCACUGUUCCAACCUUCUUGGGUUACGCAGCAAACGGAAACGUAACGGGUCAAUAUAUCUAUGCCAAUUACGGUACCAAGAAGGAUUUUGAACUCUUAGAAGAAAAUGGUAUCGAUGUGAAGGGCAAAAUUGUGGUUGUACGUUACGGUAGAAUCUUUCGCGGAUUAAAGGUCAAGUUUGCUCAAGAUUUAGGGGCUAUUGGUGUUUUGAUUUACUCUGACCCUGGUGAUGAUUUUGGGUUGACUCCUGCUAAUGGUUACGACCAAUACCCCAAGGGUCCAGCAAGACAAGAGAGUUCGGUCCAACGUGGAAGUGUCCAGUUCCUUGGAGGCGAAGGAGCUGCACCCGGUGACCCAACUACUCCAGGAUAUCCAUCCAAACCAGAUGCCGAGAGAAAAGACCCUCAUGAUAGUAUUGGUAAGAUCCCUGUGUUGCCUAUUUCAUACCGCGAAGUCAAGCCAAUUUUGCACAAGUUGAAUAAACACGGUGCUAAGAUUGACGGCUUCAAAGGUGAGUUGGAUGGGUUUGACUACUCCACUGGACCUUCACAGUACGAGUUGAAUUUGUUCAAUGAGCAAGACUACAAGAUUACCACUUUGUGGAACGUUUACGGUGAGAUAAAAGGAGAAAAGUCUAACGAAGUAAUUAUCCUUGGAAAUCAUAGGGAUGCUUGGAUUAAGGGCGGCGCAGGUGAUCCAAACAGUGGUUCUGCAUCAUUAUUGGAAGUUGCACGUGCUUUGGGAGAUUUGAAAAGAGCUGGUCACAAGUUCAAGAGAACUAUAAUCUUGCAAAGUUAUGAUGGGGAAGAAUACGGGUUGUUAGGUUCCACCGAGCAAGGUGAGUAUUUCGCCAAGAAGUAUCAACGCGAAGUUGUUGCUUACUUGAAUGUCGAUGUUUCAGUGAGUGGAAAGAAUUUUAACUUGGAGUCAUCACCAGUGUUGAACGAUUUAAUCUUUGAAACUGCCAAAAAAUUGGAAUACCCAGAAGGAGGCACCUUAUACGAGCACUAUGUAAAACGCCAUAAGGGUGAAAAUAUUCCUACUUUGGGUAGUGGUUCUGAUUACACUGUCUUCUUGGAACACUUGGGUAUUCCAGCGCUCGACUUUGGAUUUGUUGGUGGAAAAGGGGACCCAAUCUACCACUAUCACUCAAAUUAUGACUCUUAUCAUUGGAUGGAAAAGUAUGGUGACAAGCAUUUCACGUACCACAAUUUAGCAGCCAAAUACUUGGCUUUGUUAGCAUUAGGUUUGAGUGAGAGGGAAGUAAUCCAUUUUAAUCUCCAUGACUAUGCUAAAGGCUUGUUGGACUACUAUCAACAAACUAUUCAUAAUGUGCCAAAGAAAUGGCUUGACAAAAAAGUCAAGGGACAUGACAAACAGUUUGACCUCGUUGAGUAUAACUAUAUUGAUGAGAUCACUCAAGGUCAUUAUUCUUACCCAAUUUGCAAACCAAUGCAGAUGGGAUUAACUAAUUCAUAUGCGCAUCAUUCCCACCACCAUGAAAACAAGACAUUGGGCGGUUUGAUACACCAUACCCACCACCAAUUGAAGUUCCUUGCUAACUCUACCGAAAAGUUUGACAUACAAUCCAGUGAGUUGCAAAAGGAACAUGAUUUGAUUGAUGACUUGCCCCUUUGGAAGAGAAUUAAGUUGCAUUUCCAAAUUAAGGGCCACAACAAGGGUUUGCAGUACUUUGAGCGCAACUUUUUACACUCAAAGGGAUUACAUAAGAGACCAUGGUUUAAGCACAUUGUGUUUGCUAGUGGAAGAUAUACUGGAUAUGCUGGUCAAAACUUGCCAGGCUUGAAUGAAGCCAUUGAAGACGGUGAUUUUGAUAGGUUUGUUGAUUGGUUACAAAUUUUGGAAAGCACUGUUUCUAGAGUGGGCAACAUUUUGUUACAUCCAGAAGACGCCACAAGGCUCCCUAUUUGCGACUUGUGCAAGGAGCCAACCAAUGUAAUUGGUGGAAGUAUCUACCGAGAAAUUACCCACAAUGUUUUGGAAUCAAGCAAAGAUUCAAACACCAGCGAGUCAUCGUUAAGUGAAGAGGAAAUAGAGAUACCCACAGAAGUAGCCACUCCUGUAUUGCUGCAAAAACAUUCAAAAGCCUUAUUUAGCACUCCUACAAAACAAGAGAAAAACACCCAACUCAUCACACCACCAUCAACGACACAUGGAAUUGACUAUGAACAGUUAUUAUACAAUCCCAACAUCACUUGUACGAGUGAGAUGCACCCAAUAAAACUCAACGAAAGCCUUGAGAUCAGCUACGUGUUGAACAUCAAACCACCCACCAUCUACAACUACCCUAACCCUCUGUUUAGUAUCAUUGAGCAGCAAUUGAAAUGGAAAGUUUCAGGUUAUAUCAGUCAACGUUUACGCCCAAGUGAAGAUCUUGGGGAAUUGAUUAUUUUUGACAAGAUGAAGAUCAGCGUUGAUGGAGAGGCUUGGGAUGAUUCAUGCAUAUACUUGUUUAGCAAGUACUUGUUGUUGUAUAGUGAUGAACAUGAUGCUCUAGCAGGUCAAAUAUCAAUAGAGGAUAGCUUUGGCUCGGCAAAUCUAAGUGAAGGGGUGUUGAACUUGAAUUUAGCCGAGAGUACUUUACCUGAGUUGUACAUUUACAACGAGUUUAGUCAAACCAUUACAGAAAAAUGGAGUUAUGUUGUGCAAAAGUUGAUUGAUAAGCAACAAGCAAUAACCAAUUUGUUCCAAUUCACUAGCACCUGCUGGCUAGAUCUUGAAAUUGAAUAUGGACUUGAAAUUCCAAACAAUUUGAUACUUUUCAACAACUUGUUGCUCCAAAGAGGCGAGUUGCCCAAUUUGUACAUGUCAAAAAUUUUACCUUAUCCACAACAACUAGUGUUGAAUCUUGUGGUGGCAGUGCCCUUGUUCAACAAAACAAAGUUGUCCAAUGAUGAUUAUCUUUGUUGGUUGCAAAAUUUGCUUAGCAAAAUCAGGUCUACACUAAGCGCCCUUGAUAAGAUGGCAAUUAUAUUCCUUGGGGUUGAUGGGUUGCAUGAACCCAAGAGAAGUGGAACAUUCGUGGGGUGUGUUGUAGCCUCGUGGGAUGGUUGGAGUGGUCUAAUUAACGAUAUUAGUCUUGUCACAAAUACCUUCGGAAGCAAUUAUCAGGAACUAAAAGUGGCUCUUGAAAAGUGUGCCGAUCUAUAUCCUUUCAUUUCCUGUCAAGAAAAUUCAAUUAAUAAGAUACUUGUAAUAAGCUGUGGUAACUACAAAGACACUCCUCAAGUGUGUUCAAAAUUGGAUAAGGAUGGGAUCAAAACAUUUUCAUUGACAAUACUUAGAGUUGGUUCUCAUUUGGAUUUAUUUGAUGAUGUACAAGUUUUUUCCAAGUUUGAGUACGGAGAUGACUCGGUGCUUCGAUUUGCAACUCCAAAUGAGCUUUCAAUGUCAAUUGAGCCGUUGAUCAGACGGAUAAAGAGCGUAUGCGUACCUUACUUGCAGAUUGAGCUUCAAACAGAGAAUAAUACUACAAUUUCAUCCAUGGAAUUGAUUGGCUCAAUGGAGCUGAUGAUCUCGCUGUCUCAAAUUAUUUGGUUCCGAGGAAUAACUCCAUCCUAUGAGCGAAAUUUUCUUGUCACAUUCAAAUUGAGAGGAUGCCAGCAAAAUCAAAGUCUUCUUCAGGUUCCUAUAUUCAAAUACACAGCCACAUGGCGUGACAACAAAAUGAAAAAGACUGUGUAUGCCAAACUUGAUACGGUUAGGUCCCCACUGACACCUGCAUACACUGAUACAACAAAGGUGAGUGAAGCCACGAAUGCUGGUUCUGUUGAAAGAAAUCACCCAAGCAGUAUGUACUUUUUGGACAUUCCCCUAUUGCCCCCCUUGUCACCAAGAAGAGACGCCUCGUUUGCAAAACGACAAGCCGAGUUAUUAAUAGUUCAGUACUUGCGCCAAGCAAUUUCCGGCAAAAGUGCAUCCUCCUUAAAGGCUUGUAUUUCAGUGGCUUAUGGCUUAUUGAAAAGCAUCUCUCACACUUUCGAAGCUGAUAACAUUACACAAACAAUGGAACCCAACACAGAUGCCGGUGAUGAUAACAUCUUGGAUCUAAUGGCAAUCACUAAAUCUGGUAAGUUGGAAAACCAAAAUCCAUUUCAAGUAGGUUCUGCUUUAUUGAGUUUGUCACUUGCCGGUUUAUCGCAAGGUGCCAAUUUGGGUGGUUUAGAUAGCGGUAAUCAGAACAGUGCUGAAACAACUGCCACAACAAAAACAACAAGUCAACAGACUCAACAGACUCAACAGACUCAACAAACUCAGCAAUCUCAGAAAUCACAACAAACUCAGCAAUCACAACAAACUCAGCAAUCACAACAAACUCAGCAAUCACAACAAACUCAGCAAACUCAGCAAUCACAACAGUCUCAACAGUCUCAACCAAGUGCUUAUAAUGCAGCAACUCCAGUCACCCAGAAUGAGUCUACAACAGUCUGGUGGACUCCAUCAACCACCGCUCAGACCUCUACUGCAACCACUGGCUCGCAGGGUUCUGUUAAGGAUCAAUCCACCAACACUGCUAAUACAUCAGGGUCAAACUCGGCCACUUAUAAUCAGUGGGGGUUCACUGGAAGCCAGUCCAUUUGGAGUGACACUACAUUGGCAUCAUCGAGCUCCAAGAGUACGGACUCCAGCUCUUCAUCUGGCUCCCAUUCUGGUUCAAGCUCGUCGACGCAUAGUGUCAACAGUACCUCAGAUGGAAUGAGGCUGCAAGUGUUUUACGAGAAGGAUCUCGGCUGGAAAAAGUUGGCAUUAGUCACUGGUGUUUUGGGAAUCAGUUUGGUAUUUAAUGUUUUAUAG
This is a messenger RNA of Lodderomyces margitis, 5154 nucleotides long. It is a transcript of the gene VPS70, whose product is annotated as putative zinc metalloprotease. NCBI's taxonomy places the organism in Eukaryota, Fungi, Ascomycota, Pichiomycetes, Serinales, Debaryomycetaceae. The transcript has 4 exons. Gene Ontology annotation, molecular function: carboxypeptidase activity. The record is from RefSeq and is a predicted model, not a curated record. The coding region runs from base 1 to 5154 and encodes 1717 amino acids.